This is a messenger RNA of Drosophila serrata, 1706 nucleotides long. RefSeq lists its product as uncharacterized. Lineage: Eukaryota; Metazoa; Arthropoda; Insecta; Diptera; Drosophilidae. The record is from RefSeq and is a predicted model, not a curated record.
AGUGCUGACGGUCGUGCUGUGUUUAUUUUGUGGAAAAUUAAAUUUUUCUGUAUUUUUAAAGCGCUUUGGCAGCCGAGAUUGUGGUCUGUUAAGUAAUCAAUUAAGAGAAAACGUGUGCAGCAUUACUUGAGUUUAAGGUCCUUUUCCUUUUCCUGUGUGCUUUUGGGACACACAUAUUCUGUGCUUCCGCAUCCCGAAUUCGCUGUGCAUUUGUUUACGCCGACCAUCGCCCCACAUCUCACUUUUCCGGUGAACUUGUGCCGUCGGGUGGUGUUGUCAUUGCCCCACCACCGCUCCCCCAAAGUUGGGUGCUGUAAAAAAUCGAAACUCCCGCACAGUGGGCGACGAAGCAGUCGUAGUCGAGAGAUUAACUUCGAGUGAAACACGAAGGGUUGUGCAAUCGAAAAAACCAGCACUGCACACACACACCACCGAAGAGUCGUUUUAGGGCGACAGAAAGAUUAAAAUUCAAGCGGACAGCUGAUUUCGGCGCGUGCUUCACCCAGUGCAUUCCACUGUGCAAGGGCGGCAAAUAGUCAUAAAGCAAAACGGCAAACAAACACAAUCGACGGAAAGCGUAACCAGAAAAAGAAAGGCAAAGUAGGCAAGGCCCUACUCAUUCGGUUUAUUUGGAGACAAUUGCAAUAAUUUUAUAAUUCAGCAUACGAUGUAAGCGGCUAGCAUGACAAAGGACCAAAAUCCAGCAAUGGUAUUAAUUUAGCCCAUUAUCAACUGGCAUUAACUGGAAAUAAUAACUGCAGAGAUAGCAGAGCUCCCAUUGAAGGCUGCUAAUCGAGGACAGAGAUCAUAAAUCAUUAUCCCGCGCCAGCAAGGAGGCAGCACCCACAGCAGCAGCGAUUGAGUUGCACAGCCCGGAGACAAAUUAAUCAUACGCCGCGUUGGCCGCCUCGUCGUCGAUAUGUAUUCGAUUGUCCAUCCACCGCCGAACUGCGCGGCGCGCACUUGACACGCGUUGAAGCGGAGCCAAGACCGAGAACCACUUAUUGCAGAUCGCAAGGCGGGGAGCCGGAGAGUGUCCCGGAGCAGCACUACGCCUCUUGGUGGAUCGUCAUCAUCAUCGAAGCCUCAAGCUUUGAUUUGUUUUUGUUAUUUGUUCGCAUUUUGUUCGAAUUCGUACGCCGGGCGAGCCGCGUUUAAUUGGCCUAAGGAAGUGUUUGACUUCUCUGACAACAAAGGACCGCAUGUGGCUGCUAGGGCUAAAUCCUCUUACCGGCAGCAAUAACUGCUACAACAACAUCAGCAGCGACAUCAGCAGCAACUGCAACAUCAAGCAGUUGCCAUCAACCCUUCGAUAUAUUCUCCGCUGGCCUGUGAUAAACCCCAUAUCGUUCUUAAUGAAUGACAUUCGGUCCAAGUCAUUCUAUCGUGCAGGCAAAGCAACAUCUGCAGCAUCCGCGUCGGCCACGGCUAAAUCCACUGCUAAAUCGUUCGAUAAAUCGCAGAACAACAAUCCCCGUACUUACAACAACAGCGGCAAGUCAAAUAAGGUGUUCCUCCACUAUAUACCCCGCGAUCCGCGCCUAAGAAUUUUCAACAAGACCGCCACCCUGAAUAAACCCUUAAAUCGCACCACUCUGAGCGAGCUAAACAUAACUGAAGAUCUGUGCAAUUAUGGUGAAUUAAUUGGCGGCAGACCACUGCAAUCAGAAUCAAUGAAACAACUAGUGCAAGUGAAAUCAUAAGUG